GAGCUCUGAUGAAAGCCUGUAUCCAACGGGAAUCGUGUUCGGAGAUGAUUAGUCUUGCCUGGAUUUACCUUGUUUUGUGAAAUGAUUUGACAGGGAGCAUCCGCGGGUCUGACGGCAAACGGUGUGAGGUGCAGUCCUGCUCAGCCAUGGACACCUGUGCACGCAUUAGAGGAGUCCCAUUAAAGACCCGUGCAGCCAUUAGGAAGGAGGCCAUCCGUGACGGCUCCGUCCCUCUCCUGAAGAGCCUGCUGAAAAGCCGGAAGGAGCUUAGUGCUGUCAGUGUGGGCCUGCACUCUGGAGAUCUGCCGUGCUUGACUGAGAUCCAUUUUGUAGGUUUACCUAGUCAUUCUGAAGUAGAGGACUUACUGUCACAGGCUUUGCCGGCUGUCCCCGUUGACGUUUUGGAGUUGCUUAGAUCACUACAUGCCCAGAGUCUGAAGGAUGAAGAGGUGUUGCUCCUCAAAGAUACUAGGAAACUUCUGGAAAAUAAAGACAGUGUUUCCCAGGCUACGUGUUCAAAGGCCAUCUGCGUGUUUCGGCACUGCCGGAGUCCACAGGGCAUCGUGGGAACCAUGUCAGCCUUGCUUACGCGGUACGUGGCGGGGAUGAAGUAUGCACUGGAACUGCAGUGUCUGCAGAAGGGCGUGUCGGACGCCUGCCCGCUCGAGGACGAUGACACUAACCAGUCCGUCUCGUCCAUCGAAGAUGACUUUGUUACCGCGUUCGAGCACCUAGAGGAAGAAGAGGUGGCUGACAACUUGUCUUUUCAUAACCAACGGAACCAACGUGAUGUGGCAUCUCAGACGGGCCCGUCCCACUCUAAGGACUUCUCAGGCUCCCGCUUGAUUAUCAGCUCGUUUUCCAAGAAGCCUUCGGCAAAGAAAUCCUCUUUCUCUAAAACUCUGUCAAGUUCUGGACCGGCAUGGAACCCAGGGGAAGAGAGCCAAUGGGAUUUCUACACACCCAGCUGUCUGACAAAAGGACCUGUUGCUGCUGCAUCUGCCACAGAGUCAGACGAGUCUGACUGCUCAAGCCCAAGUCCGAUAAUCUUCUUGGAUGAAGUUAGCUACCAGAAAAGUUUGAAAGCAAAGCUUGACAUUCCUAAAAUCCCUGUUUUCAAAGAUGGGGUUGAAGACUCUGAUUCAGAAGUGAGCGAGUUUUUUGAUAGUUUUGACCAGUUUGACGAUCUGGACCAAGCUCUUGAGAGCAGCUCCAAGUUCCUCAAGGAGCCAGCAGCUGCCGUAUAUGCAGAGGACUCCAAAUGUACGUCUCGAGGCUUCUCUUCAAAAGCAAUGAACCCCCAUCGAUUUGACCACCCAACUCUUCCUGCCAACAUAAAGAAACCUACUCCACUCAAGCCAGGAUCACUUUGUGGUUCCCACUCAGAUAUUCCUGAUUCUCCACGACCAGUGAGGACUAUAACUGAUGAAACUGGGGUGCUCUUCAGUCCAGUUCGAUCUUCAGCAUUUAGUCCUUUGGGAGAAGGCAGCACCUUAGAGUAUUUUUGGAAGCCAGAUGGAGAUGGAGAAUUGCGCAAACCUCAGGAUCUCUGCACUCUCUAUAAAACAUACUCAGAUUUUGCCAAUAAUAUGUCGACGGAAAUUCUCAGAUCAGUUUGUGGAUAUUCGACUCCUGUUAAUAUGAACGUCAACAAGAACUUGAGCUGUGUUUGCCAUAAAGAAUUCAAAAAUAGCAGCGGACACCUCAUGAAAUUGUCUGAUAUUCAGGAGACAGUCACCAUAUCAAAAUCUCAGAAAUCACAAACACUGAAGGAAGGCAUACAGAAAUUUGCUACCGAUCUUGUAGAAAUGAGCCUUGGGAGUGCCUUCAGAGACCUACAGAAAGGGGUAUCUUCUUGUACCACUACACUUUGUCAUUUAGCUGCAAGAUUGACUUCUUCAGUGUUUCAAAUGGCUUUUCAUGAGAUAGGUAUGAGGCAUGCAUAUGUUUUAAAAGAACGUGCUAUUAAUGGCUUAGCAAGCUUCCUAGUUAAGGAAGCAGUAUCAGGUGCUCUCAAGGAGUUUCACUUUGUAAAAAAGCAGAUUUUCAACAACACAGUUGCCAGGUUUGCUGCAGAACUGGCAGAGGAAUUGGUGUUUGAAGGUAUAAUGGAAGUCUGUCAGUUUUCACAUCCUUCUACACCUUUGACACCAAGUGAUUGGUCCUUCGAACAGGAGGAGGAAGUGGUUUCUUCUUAUGCCUCAGACCUCUCCGAGUCUGUGCUCCAGGAAGCAUUCAUAGAGUUAUCUCAGGCUGAUGUGACCUUCACUACCCAGGCUGCCAUCAGUGUCUCGCUUGACAAUAUCCGUUAUGUCAGCUCAGAGGAUGCUGCAGAAACCACAAAGACCUGUAAUGCUACCUCUCAUUAUGUAGGAUCGACGUGUACAACUGAGGUACUAGAAUCAACAGAAAAUGACUGCACUGUGAGAAAAGCUUUAUUCUGCAUGUCUGGGAUUGCCAGUUGUGUUCCAGUGCCUGUGGCUGGGAAAGCAAUCUCUCAAUUUCAGGGCCCAGUAGAUACUUGUCAGUACAAGUCCAGUAUUUGCCAAACAUCACAAACUAGUCCUAAAAAAAGCAGCAGUUUGGAAGGAAGACUGGUGACAACAUCUGUCUCUGAGAUAUCCACAGCAACACAAACUGACUUAGUUCCCUUUGCCUCUCAAAGUGUUUACAAUGAGACAUGCACCACUGAACCAGUGGUGAGUAUAGAUUCCCAUGAAACUGUCGCUGGAAACCAGAUUUCUAAUAAGUCUGAUUUGCACAACUAUUCUGGAAACAUGGCUGAUAUGAUUGUGAGUGAAGCUUAUGAGCUCAUGACUGCUUCCAAAGUAAAGAAAUCAGAGAACGGUGCUGACAGCCUGAACAGAACUAUUGGAAGCCAGAUACCUUCUUCAGAUAAGUUGAUGCCUCAAAAUUUGGUCAGUGAAAAUGUUACCAAUUCCACUUCAAUACAUCCAGCCAUCAAAGGAACUUCGCAUUUUUCCAUACCUACCGAGGCUGAUUUUUUUCCGAUGAACAAAAAAGACAGGACACAUCAGCAUGGAAUGCACUUAAGACUUCAGGAUUCCAUGAGCCAUUGUUCAGGAUUUUAUGAUAAAUAUAACAAGCCUAAAAGCACAGGUUCUCAAAAGAGGGGAGAUGGUUCUGAUCACCCAGUCCCAUCAACCCUGAUUCCUAAUUCUGGGUCCAGAGGAAUGUGUAGAGACACUUAUGGAUCAGACCUCAGGAACAUAGGUCAGGUUACCGAGACAGCUUCUGAAAUGCGAUCCUCAUUGAUGAAGGAUACUUUAGAGGUGCCAAGUUUUGAGGCACCUAACCGAAGUGUCAAGAAGAUGCCGGCUGAAGAGAUUCCAUGUACAUCUGGGAGGAAAACGCAUGGAGUGCCAGGGACUCCACCGUCAACUCCACAGCUGCCCCUUCCAGUCUCACAGGAGAAACAUUUCAAACAGUUUUCCAAAAAGUUAAAAGGCAAGCUUGCCAAGGAAUUUUCUCCAGCCACACCUCCAUCCACCCCACAUUAUCAGCCUGCCCUAGGUCUCGUUGAAGCUAACACUGAUUCUGAGAAUGCCGACUUCUUGUUGAAGCUCAUGAGGUCUCUUUCUGAAGAGGCUGAGAAUAAUGAAGAUAGAGAGGAUCGGCAAUAUGAUAAUUCCCGUAUAGGAGCACUGGCUGGUGCUCAGGCAGAUCAAAAUGUACCAGUAGAAACUGACAAUAAGGUGGUAGAAAAGGGAGCUUUUCAUUAUGCAGAGCGUUUAGCAUGCCACAUUGUUUCCAUGGCUACUGAGAUGGACACACUGGCACUGCCACAUGGCUGGAAGUCUGAAGAUAAGCCAUGCACAGAGAACCAUACCGUACAUAGUGCCAAGUUCUCAGAGCAGACUCUGAAUUCUUUAUGGACCUAUGCUGGGGAAAUUGCAGGAGAGGUCAUCAAUGACGUCAAGAAGAUGAUUAGUUCUAGUCAGUAUAGACGUAAAGCUGUCAUGAGUAACAAGGAUGUGGUUGCUGACAGUCAGCAGAAUCAACCCGUUAGUUGCAAAAGUAACAGAUUUGGGAGUCUAGCCAACCAUUCUCAAAGUGAUUUCAUGGUCCAAGGUCCUAACUUUCAAAUGAGUGGGUCAGGUGGGCUAUCCUCCAAAUAUCCUAGCUGUGAGAGUGUAACUGAUGAAUAUACUGGGUACAUCAUCAAAGUUUUAAAAAAGGAAGGCGGCAGCAGGGAGCUUAUUUUGGAUCAGUAUGCCAGCCGCCUUGCUUACCGCUCCAUUAAGUCAGGUCUAGCACAUGCAGCCAAGAAGAUCAAGCAAAGGUCGAACCUGAAGCUUCACCCUAGCAGGAGGCCACAUUGUGAUGGAACCCAUGACGUCUGGAGGGGUUUAAUGCCAGAGGCGUCUUCUGUGGAUGAUAACAGGAAAGCGUUGUCCUCUGAUGAGGCUGUCCGAUGUACUUGUCAGAACCCAGAAGACUUGAACAGGAAAGAGUACCUGGAACUUGUAGACUUUGCGGAGUCUUUAGCAUAUAACAUCACAUGUGAUGUCACAAGAAAGCUCCGACUGUCAUCGGUUCGACUACCGAAAUCUCUGACCGAUUCCUGUCUAUACAAAAAGUCCAAACUAGAUGGUGUGACAGGCAGCCCGAUAAAAACUCACUUUUCAUGUUCCUUGCUGCCUUUUAAAGAGAAGACCAAACAAUAUCACAGCACUGGCAGCUUAAAUGACCAGAACUACAGUGACAGUGUCAUGCAAGUAAUAGAGCACUAUGCUAGGAAAAUAGUUGAUGAUACCUUGGAGAUUACACUGGCAUCAGCUAUGCCACAGGCUUCUGAAGACAGAGGACCACUGGACCAAAAUUCAUAUGCAGAGAAGCUGACAAAAACAGCAAUGAGCUCUGCACUGGCUGACAAAGCAUGUCGGUACUGCACUGUCAGGGAGCGUUCGUUGUGUAGAAAUGCUAGCAGGCAACAUUUCCAGGACAGCCUCAGCAAACAGAGGCAGGAUUUUGAGGCAGGCACCGGCUGCAAAGGGCCUCGGGUGUGUGGCCUUGAAAUUCCAAAAAUUCACAUUGACUUGGAGAAGAGGGCCGCGUAUGCCGAGGAGAUGGUGUCAUCAGCUAUUGAGAAAGCCAAGAGGGAACUGAGCAGCGCCAGUCUGAAUGCAGACAGCGGGAUCGGGCACGAUGGCGCAAGCUUUGCCGAGAGCCUCACCACAGAGAUCAUGACCUCAGCGAUAUCCAACGUCUGCCAGACCAUAAACCUUAGCAGCCCAGGGAAGGAGGGGAUGCACACUUCGGAGUCUACUGCUAGCCAACAGCUUUGUCUAAGCGUGGGUGAUGACAGUAUUGGCAGCUGGUCGAACCUCAGCUUCGAGGAGGAGCAUCCGGACGAGAGCAGCAGCUUCCUGCACCUGAGUGACAGUAAUGGGAACAGCAGUAGCUGGAGCAGUCUCGGGUUGGAAGGAGAGAUUUAUGAGGAACAUUUGUCCUUCUCCCCCUCAUACAGUGACAGCACAGAGGAUAAGGAAACUGAAGCGAGGGCGGAAUUGGAUGGGGGACCGCAUGCUGAGAGGGGCCUGCUAUUGGUCAACGUGGAUGUAGGUGAGCCAGCCCUGGACUCGCAACUCAGGGCUAUGCUACAGUGGAUCGCCGCCUCCCAGUCAGGCCUGCCAGCUGUGCGACUGGAGUUACAGCAGUUUCCUGCCGUGCUGCAGAGGGUCCUGGAGAGGGAGUGGAAGGUCGGGGAGCUCCUGCAGCUGCUCAUCAGGUACUGUGACGAGCUGGUGUCCGAGGCGGACACAGAGGCCAGCGGGGAGAGCUGUCAGAGCAAGCCGUUCUUCCAGUGGCUGAUGGAGAAUGCCUAGGUCUGCACCCACCCCUCCCCCAGACAGCCAUCGCUGCUGGAGUCCCCUGGAUCAUGAAAGCUACCCGCCACACGCAGUGAAGUGCAGUGUCCUUGCCAAAAGUAGAUGCCUAGUCAGUGGAAUGUGUCUGUUGUCUCGUGUGCUGCUUUUGCCCUAGAUGUAUCUAUCAACGUUGAGGGGGGGGGGGGGGGGGCGGCAUGUGAGUGUGCACGCACGAGUGCAUCUCGUAUGCCAUGGCUGGAAGCGCUUCUCGUAGUUUCUCGCCUCACGAUCGUUCGCCGCGUGUGUUUUUUGAUGUUCCCGUGCACAUGUCCAUAGAUAUGCGGCCGUUCGCGGCCGUCUCUGCGUUACGUGAUGUGGUCGCACCCAUUCCUCGUGUUAUGAAGAUUAGAAAUAGUCUGCCCAGUAAUAAAGAAAAAUGUGUUUUGUAUUCAUCAAGGAAUCCCAGAGCUUCAGGGAGGACCGUGCCAGUGUAAUUUCUCUUAUAAUUUCUGAGGUCAUUUCUACUUGACAGCCCAAGAAACAGCUAUCGCUUGUAUUAAUAGAUUAGCUGCAGUAAUUUAAUAUUAUGAAGAAAGUGACCCACAUAAUAUUAUUCUUGUAACUAAAUGCCAGAUGUUUUUUUUCCUUGUAAAAUCUGAACACGAAUAUGCACGGAUGCAGACUCCUCAGUCUGUGCCAUGUUGUGUCCUCUCAGAAUAUUUUUUAGAAGAGCAACCCCUAUCAUAAGAGAUUUUUCAGAACUGUUUAUUUUGAUUCUUAUAAAAGUAGUGUUUUUUACACUUGCUAUGUGCAAAAAGUGUAACGUAUUAUAUUCACACAGUAUGCAUAUAAAGUAUAGAUGUAAUUAUGGACAAUGGAUGUAAAUUCCUUAUCCCUAAUUGUUAAUUUACCUUAACUGAAAGUAAAAAUAAUUACAUUUUAUAUGUGUGUGUGUGUGUGUGUGUGUGUGUGUGUGUGUAUUUUAUAGAUAUAUAUGUAUGUAUGUAUGUAUAGUGUAUGCACACGCGCACACACACACACACAGUAUAUAUAUAAAAUGCUUCCCUUAAGGUCUUUAUUUAAAAGGGAAAUGGGCAAGUUGAACAUGAUAUAAGGAGAUAUCAUCUUUAGGAAGGCUUAGUGAAAGUUGACACAGUUUUGUGAAAUACUGGACAAUUUUGCUGAUUUGAGGACUGACCACAUUUGGCUUAACUGCCUUUGUAAUGGAGCUAAAUCUGCAUUUUAGAUGACUAGUCCUUGUUUUGGUCCUUACAGUAACACAAUGAUCACUGAAGUAUUUCUAUUGUGCAUGAAAGCACAACACAGAAUGCAGACGGCUCCCAUAUUCAUCACACACUAGAUAUGUAUUUUGAUGGUAGAUGGCAGAUAAUGGGGAAUUUUACUUGCUCCAGAUCUCUCUGUCAAUCAGUGCUCACUGUCUGACAUCCUUUCAAGGGGUUUUAGAAGAUUGUGGUACGUGAUGGACCUAGUAUUCAAAUGAUUUAUCCUGAGUAUCAAGGACAAUUUGCUAGACUUGUUAAAACUUGUUGAAAAUUUUCAUAUGCGACGAAAUAUCCAAAAAAUGCACUUUGUGAACAUUUGAGUAUUUGUAAGCCCUCCCCCCAUGGAGAAUGAAACAAUAGUUAACAGAUAUUUUUGGGAACAUUUCCGACAGCGUGGAUUUAGCAAAACCAUUCUGGGCUGUUUGUUGAUGUAUUUUAAGUGCUGCAGUCCCAGUUUCUCAUUGUGGAUGGUGCAUUAUACUUACCUUAUAUUGGUAUGACCGCCUCUCAUGUAUAGCCCAUAUGACGUAUGACCGCCUCUCAUGUAUAGCCCAUAUGACGUAUGAUCUCCUCUCAUGUAUAGCCCAUAUGACGUAUGACUGCCUCUCAUGUAUAGCCCAUAUGAUGUAUGAUCUCCUCUCAUGUAUAGCCCAUAUGACAUACACCUGCACAACUCACUGACUUAGGCCAGCUGCAAGAUUCCGCCCUUCUCUGUGAACCUCGGUGAUGUGGUUGGGUAGGAAGCCUUAUCAGUGCAAUACAAUGCAGCAUAAUGUAUUACAGUAAGUGCCAAGCAGCCCAUCAGUGAACCAACACUAAUGGUAAUGUAGUACUUUAUCUAUUCAGUUACCCGAAAAUACACCGUGGACAAAUCCUGGCAUUACAAUGUCUUCACACAUUUGUAUGUGUGAUAUUUAGUUUAAUACUGGCCUGGUUGUAAUUCCUGAAUCGUAUUCAACUUUAUGACAAAUUCAGCCAAAGGUCUGAGCAAGUGUCUCAAAAAUUAGGAAUAAAAGAGGUUGGUCCUUUUACAGAUAAUCUUGCGUAUUUUGCAUAUAGUGCAUAUUUUGGGCAACAGGUAGAUACUUGUAAAUACAGAAGAUACUUAUUAUAUUUGGGUUUUUCGAGCCAGCAGGAAGGAAUAAUGUCAUUUUCUUUUGCUGUAAUUGUAAUAUUGAGGCCUGUGUGUUUAGCCUCUUGUACUUUGUCACUUUAUUUGAUGUAUCAUUUGCAUACAUGUAUAUCUCUAAAAUAACCCAAUGCCAUUUUGUGUUCAUGCUGAAUGUGUUCAUAGAAAUUUGAAGGUUAGCAUUUUGUAAUGUGUAGUGCGAUUCUCAUCUUAUCAGACAUUGUAGCAAGUUAACAACAUGCUUACUGACAUAUAUUUUUCUUGUGUAUUUGUAUAAUCUUGCCAAAUAAGAUAUUUAUUUAUGUAAGUUAUAAUAGUGAAUACACUACUUGUCACUUAUUGAUAUUGCUAAAUAGUUUAUGGAUUAUAAGCUUAAUGUCAAAGCACUAUAUUUGUCAUUGUUUAAGAUGUGGCUUAAAAUAAAGCGUUUUCAUGUGUAAA
Molecule: messenger RNA, 8684 nt
Organism: Paramormyrops kingsleyae
Lineage: Eukaryota; Metazoa; Chordata; Actinopteri; Osteoglossiformes; Mormyridae
Gene: akap11
Product: A kinase (PRKA) anchor protein 11
Biological process (GO): intracellular protein localization
Cellular component (GO): cytoplasm
Molecular function (GO): protein kinase A binding
Source: RefSeq, a predicted model, not a curated record